ACGCGAUUCCCACAGAUAAAAAGGAAGGUGAGCUGAGCUGAGUAUCUUGUAAAUAUUGAACUCUCAAGCAGCGUAUGCCCACGUUUUGUGCAUCAAGCGGCUAAAUACAGGUUUCAAGAUGCAGUUCAUGCUGCUGUUCAGCCGGCAGGGGAAGCUGAGGCUGCAGAAGUGGUACGUGCCGCUGUCAGACAAGGAGAAGAAGAAGAUCACCCGCGAGCUGGUGCAGACUGUGCUGGCACGCAAACCCAAGAUGUGCAGCUUCCUGGAGUGGAGGGAUCUCAAGAUCGUUUACAAGAGGUAUGCCAGCCUGUACUUCUGCUGUGCCAUUGAGAACCAGGACAAUGAGCUCAUCACACUGGAGAUCAUCCACCGAUAUGUGGAGCUACUGGAUAAGUACUUUGGCAGCGUGUGCGAGCUGGACAUCAUCUUCAACUUUGAGAAGGCGUAUUUCAUCCUGGACGAGUUCCUGCUGGGCGGAGAGGCCCAGGAGACCUCCAAGAAGAACGUGCUGAAGGCCAUCGAGCAGGCUGACCUUCUGCAAGAGGAGGCAGAGACCCCACGGAGUGUUCUGGAAGAGAUUGGACUGACAUAAACCUGGCCUGCCGCCACCAGCUCAGCCACCGCACUCCUCUGCCCACUUGUGUUUCCUGUGUCUGCUAAAUGACGUAACACUGUGUUCACAAGCAUUUCAGUAUUGGGACAAGUCCUGUUCCGCAUCAUGCCUUUUUCUUUUUAAUAUUAUUUACGGUGUGCUGUACAUACACAAUGUAGCACUGUACAGAGUGGACAAACUAAGGGAGCACUAGGUCACAAUCAUCAUUAUUAUUAUUAUUAUUCCUUAUCAGUAAUUUUUCCAAUUGCCUUAAGAUUACUCCACAGUAUUUCUUCUAUUGCCAGCACCUUGAUCAAAUUCCAUUGACUACACUUGUGUGUGUGUGUGUGUUUGAGUACAGCAAAAUACACAAAGCCCAGUAUUGGAAAGGAAGGCAGGGUCCUAAAGCAGGGGUCGCCAACCCUGUUCCAGGAGAUCUACCAUCCAGUAGGUUUUUAACCAUAAUUUGGCCCACCUGAUUCUACCAAUUAGCAGCUUGAUGAGUUCUCUGGCUGUUGAAUGAGGUGCACUGUGUUAGGGUUGGAGUGAAAACCUAUAGGAUGGUAGAUCUCCAGGAACAGGGUUGGUGACCCCUGUCUUAAAGGGUAGAGUAAAUCCUUUGUAUUCCGGUACAUUCUGAUGUGUGUCUUGUGCAAAUAGAAUAAAGGAAAUACAUUCGAACAUUUUCCCAGAUGGGGGACAGGAGAGUUUAAAAACCAGAUAUCCCAUUCCAUUUACAAGGGAUGAUUUGUAUUAAAAAGAAGGGAAAAGAACAGUAUUAUAGGUGACUCUUCCCAUAAUUUCCAGGACACCAUUUAUUGUUUACAACCAAAGAAAUACUGUGCUAUGAAUGCAAAAUUACAUUCAGAGAUUAACUCUGUUAUCUGUGCUAAUUUGUGCUGUGUUAAAUGGGAAGUAGAAAUGGGAUUUGUUUGAGACCAAAGAGGUUUUUUUUUCUCUCUAUUCUUUGACUUUUUGUAAAAUCCUAAGCAUUGAUACGAUUCAGUUCGGCAUAUCAUUUUUUUUAUUUUUUUAUUUAUUUUUUUUUAAAGAAGGAAGCACAAAGUAUUUGAUUUCACUGCCCAAUAUUUAUAUAUUUUUAAAGGAAAUCACUGUGUAAGUCAUGGUUAAAUACUGUACUAUAUACAUGUCCCCCUAUAACAUACAGUAAAACCGGAAUUUAUUUGGCUCUGGGUAGCCUCAACCUUACUUUGCAUGUAUUUCCUCUAUACUGCAGAAAAGGGAUGCGAUGUGUAUUUUGUGUAUUUUGUUGUGCCCACCUCAGUUAAUGCAUUACAAGCGUUUGUUGUAUCACUUUUACUACUGCCAUGUACAGGUCUGUCUCAUGUGGAAAUGUUGUGUACCAUCGUCUCAGUGGACUAGUGCUGCAGUGUUUGGUGUUCAAAAGGAAAAUAAAUUUGUUUACAAUC
Molecule: messenger RNA, 2022 nt
Organism: Conger conger (European conger)
Lineage: Eukaryota; Metazoa; Chordata; Actinopteri; Anguilliformes; Congridae
Product: AP-1 complex subunit sigma-2
Exons: 5
Coding region: 119-592 (157 amino acids)
Biological process (GO): intracellular protein transport; vesicle-mediated transport
Cellular component (GO): membrane coat; AP-1 adaptor complex; intracellular membrane-bounded organelle
Molecular function (GO): clathrin-cargo adaptor activity
Source: RefSeq, a predicted model, not a curated record